Messenger RNA from Bubalus bubalis (water buffalo), 2214 nucleotides. RefSeq names its product LHFPL tetraspan subfamily member 6 (gene LHFPL6). NCBI's taxonomy places the organism in Eukaryota, Metazoa, Chordata, Mammalia, Artiodactyla, Bovidae. The transcript has 4 exons. The coding region runs from base 610 to 1212 and encodes 200 amino acids. The record is from RefSeq and is a predicted model, not a curated record. Gene Ontology annotation, cellular component: membrane.
GUCCGCUCCGGGUCCCGGCGGGCGCGAGGGGAGGGGACAGGCGAGAGGAGGGCUGGGCGGCGGAGGGGAGGAGGCGCUGCGUGCCUCGCCUGCCAAAGGCAGAUCAGAUCGGCUCCUCCGCCCGUGAGCCCCGGUGCCCCGCGCACCGCCCCAGCGCUCCGCCCGAGCCGCCGCCGGAGAGCCGGAGCAGCGCGGGCUGCCCGGACGCGGCGCCGCGCGUCCUCCCGGAGACCUCCGCCCCCUGCCGGCCCCUGCACGCCUCUCCCGCGGCCGGCCCCGGAGGCUCCGCGGCUGUCGCGGACCGCGGCGAAGAAGGAAGGACGGUCAGGCGCGCCGUGGAUGCUCCGCCUGGGAGGGACAGCAAGUUGUGAGUGCGCCCCGGCCCCGGGAGGGAGGGCGGCCGCCGCCCGCCAGCCAUGGAUCAGCAUCCUUACUGCAGAGAAUGGGAAGUUGAUGUCCAGUAAGACUGAAGAUCCGUUUUGUUAGUGGCCACUCUCCCUUCACAGAACUGUGGAUUACCUGCGGGGAACCGGUAGUUUGAAGGCCUUUACUUCUUCCUGCAGACCCGGAACAGUUACUUUGGGUCCUCCUUGCCCUGUCAGGUGAAAGAUGGCAUCCAGUCUGACUUGCACCGGGGUCAUCUGGGCGCUGCUGUCGUUUCUCUGUGCAGCCACCUCCUGCGUGGGGUUCUUCAUGCCUUACUGGCUCUGGGGAUCACAGCUGGGCAAGCCCGUGUCCUUCGGCACUUUCCGGAGGUGCUCGUAUCCCGUGCACGAUGAGAGUCGGCAGAUGAUGGUGAUGGUUGAGGAGUGUGGGCGCUAUGCCUCUUUCCAGGGCAUUCCCAGCGCGGAAUGGAGAAUCUGUACCAUCGUGACCGGCCUGGGCUGUGGCCUGCUCCUCCUGGUGGCUCUCACCGCCCUCAUGGGCUGCUGCGUGUCGGAGCUCAUCUCCCGGACCGUAGGAAGAGUGGCCGGAGGAAUUCAGUUUCUGGGGGGCUUGUUGAUCGGUGCUGGCUGCGCCCUCUACCCUCUGGGCUGGGAUAGUGAGGAAGUCCGGCAGACUUGUGGCUACAUUUCUGGCCAAUUCGAUCUGGGUAAGUGUGAAAUCGGCUGGGCCUACUACUGCACAGGAGGAGGGGCUGCUGCCGCCAUGCUGCUCUGCACAUGGCUGGCUUGCUUCUCAGGCAAGAAACAGAAACAGUACCCAUAUUGAGAUGGAGCCGCCAAGCGCAGACAGAGGAGAACAUGGGCCACAGGGACCCCGAGGGACCGAAGCAUCCAGCUACUCUCAAAAGGCAGAAGAGUGCUUCUAAACCAUACGAUGCAAAUGAAAUGAAACCCAAAGGAAUCAGAAACAUCUUACCACAUGGAAGGGUUGUGCAAGAUUUGCAAAAGAAAUGUAGAGCAUGGAAUGAUACAGAAAAAUGGACCAAAGGCUAAAAAUAUUGCAGGGUGUUGGGUGUUUCUAUUCCACAGAGUAUUGUUGAUGUAGAACACAUACACACACAAAACAAAUCUAUAUAUGCAAACAAGGUUUGUUUUUUGUUUUUUUUUUAGGAUGAUGACUCAGAGAAUCAAAAGGGCUAGUAGAAACAGUAUUACGUUAGGAAGCAGGGUAACCCAAAAAGGUUCCCUGUAAGUCAUGGCACUUUUGAAAGCACACGAGCAUAUACAGACAUACCCAUGCAAUACACAUGCCCAAACACAGACAUUUCCGUGGUUGCACAGACUGUACGAGAUAUUUAGUGGUGCGUUACUCCUCUGUUUUCUUUUUAAUACACAUUUAAAAUACAGUAUUAUCACUUUAUAAAGCAUACAUUAAACCUAAUCAAUGGACCAAUAAGCCACUUUAUCAGUAUUUUGUAUACCCUGCAUAAACUCUUUACGCCCUCAACCUGUUUUCAGUGUUUAUGCAGACCUUUAGAAUUAAGCCUUUGUAUUUCAAUAUUAUUCAAAAAAUAUGCAAUAUUUCUCUGAGUAGUUUCUGCUGUGAUAUUCUUACGAAGUAAAGGGGCGACUUUGUGUCCACCAUAGGAGAGAAUUCGAUGUGAGAGUAAGGAGAGACAUUCUCCAGUCAUUAGAUCUUGUUUUCUUUCGUCCAUUAUUGUACUGUGCUAUACCACAUUUAUUCCAAUAUUCAUUUUGUAAAAAGUAAAAAGUGCUAUUUUGUUUGUAUUUGAAAAGCUCUGUGAAUAAAUUUUCUCUUUGAUCAAUA